Spirometra erinaceieuropaei is the source of this 309-nucleotide messenger RNA. The record is from the annotation of a GenBank genome assembly. Lineage: Eukaryota; Metazoa; Platyhelminthes; Cestoda; Diphyllobothriidea; Diphyllobothriidae.
AUGGGACGACUGCUCUGUAUACCGCAGAACAUCAACGACCGACUGAUGAGCCUGCGUCUGCCUCUUUGGGGAUCCAACUUCGCCAACAUCAUCAGCGCCUACGCCCCACCAAUGACCGGCCCAGAGGAGACAAGCACAAAGCUAUACGAAGAUCUGCACGCCCUCCUAGCGUCUGUGCUGAAUGCGGACAGGCUGGUUGCCCUUGGUGACUUCAAAGUCCGAGUCGGGAGAGAAUGUGCUGUCUGGAGGGGAGCGCUGAGCCCUCAGGGGAUCGGGGGCCGCAACGACAAUGGCCUCCUUGUCCUGUGA